Messenger RNA from Babesia ovata, 2895 nucleotides. RefSeq lists its product as uncharacterized. Bases 1 to 2895 code for a protein of 964 amino acids. The transcript has a single exon. The record is from RefSeq and is a predicted model, not a curated record. Lineage: Eukaryota; Apicomplexa; Aconoidasida; Piroplasmida; Babesiidae.
AUGGGCAGCUCUCGAGCGACAAAAGCUAUAUUGGCACUUUGCGCACUGUGGAUGCAUUGCACUAGAUUUGCAGACGCAUUUCUUUGCGACCUCGGAGAUCCAUAUGGGCUACGUGGGAACAAUGCUCUCGUUAAGUGUCACCUAGACGUCGAAGUAUUUGGCUCCGCAACUGCGAUAUGCCCUCGCCGAGUCAACGACACCGAGUAUGUCUGGCAUCCUCAACCAACGUCCGAUGACUACUCUCAUAUCAACACGUACGUUAGUGAAAAUGGCAAGCUUGCUUCUGCUGCGCUUUCGGAUGUGAUUCGCAGUGAGUCGGAGAAUCCGUUUAUCUGGUUCGAAUCCAACCAACGAGAAACGGAAUUGCAUCUAGACUUAUCAAUCCACAAAUUGUUUGCAAUUACUGAACGCCAAUUUUUAUUCAUAUGCGGUCCACGAGAUUUGGUUUUUAGUAAUACGCUGCAACGUCACCUGGACCGCCUCAGUGUUUCUCAACCAGAUACCCUGACUUGGAGUCCAGUCACUCCAUUGACUCAGGAAAUAGCGAAGAUAGGGCAUGGGUUGGGUAUAUUGUUCUUGCACAGAGGAGACACCCAUCUACCUCUUCAAGGUUGUGGGAGUCGCCCGUCGCCACUGUUCGCCACGGACGAGGUGACUGUAGACCCUGUAACCGGAACACGUUCGUGCGUGGUGGAUUCUAUGUCAAGAUUGCCCAUCGGAUUUGUUUGCGAAGGCACUAUUGUGCCUGAUGAUUGCAUGAGAUCUCUCUUAGACAAAAAUGGAGGCGUUGCUACUGCCCCUCGACCAUACCCAUAUCGGGGGUUCGGUAUCCAUAGGCCUUGGGUGGUGGCACGAUAUUUUAAUGAAUUAGCAUUACCGCCAAUCAAUGGCGAAUGCAGAUGCAUAGACCCCCAAACAGGUCGCGUAAAGGCCAGAAUAGAAAUCCGUCCGAAAACCGAGUACGUCUGUGAUGUUACUAACAUGAUCUUGCGCAACCAUCUCCGUCAGAUCCGUGGGCAUUGGUGUUCGGUAGUACUCCAUCCCGGCAGCACACUUACCAUAAGGUUCCCCGCAGAGGAUGUGGAUACGGAGUCCUCCGAUGAAGAUGCCCAGCCUGGCAUGCCCCCUCAAAAACGGCCUAAGUAUUUAUUCGAAACUGGAUUCACACCGAAGGACUUGACGACAGUGCGACAGGUAGCAUCGGUUUAUGAUGAUAUAUAUGAUGAAGUCUUGUACCACGAAGCAAUUGCUGGUGAUGCGCUUGAAUGGGAUGCUUCCAAAAUUUCCCGUGGGGAGGUAAAACUGACGUUCCAUGAGAACAAACCUCUCACAUCACUAGGAGGGCAAAACUCGUUCUCUUUCCACUGGGCACUGAAACCUAUAAAUAAGUAUGUCUUUAAAAGCAUAUUUGCCACAGUGAACGUAUCCUUUGCCUUUACGCAUUAUUACAAGCUGGUUGGUUGUGACAGCAGGACAGAGAGUGUAUUUGACCCAGACAUGAGCAGGACGUACUGUUCAGUCCAAUCGAUGGGAAAUGAUAUUGGAGCAACAUACGAGUGUCUCUACCAUAUAACGUGGGACGGUUGGCAGGCGGGUAUUUACUGCAGACCAGACGAAGAGCUGCUGCCGGAUAACUGUGAGUCCACAGGAUACGAUCUCUACUCAAACCGGAUAGUCCCAUCGCCUGCGUCUGUGCAUAAUGUGACGCCUCGGCCCAUUGGAGGAUUUCAGGUGUUCGACGUUGACUUAAACGAUGAUAGCCCUAUCAGUUAUGCUUGUAUCUGUGUCGACGAAAGCGGAUACGAAACUUCUAGGCUUGUUUUGGCGCACAACCAUAACGAAGAUCACACCUAUCAAGUGCUCCGAGAAGAGAAUACCCGCACAUUACUCCCUUACUUACUGCUACCUUGGCGUGAGGCCGAGUCAUUAGGUGAAGGCGUUGUGUCAACAAAAUCGCUUAUGAUAUACCAUGUACCACAGAAGUCCAUUGCUCUACAACUGGGCAAGACAAUGCUCAUGACUUGUGGGAUUGGUUUCGUCGCGUCUUUGGAAGUAGGGGAAUUACCAAAUUAUCGAGCAACUGUGGACAGGAUAUCUACAACUUGGCUGCCAGAGAACGUUGAAGAAUUCUACUAUACCGUCAAACAUACUACACGUGGACCUGAACUCAUUCGUAAGAAAUACCAAGAUUCCUUAACUACCACUCAGAGUGCGUUGGAAACCGUUUACCUACCAUACUCGAAGAGUCUUGGAUAUUCAAAAUUGACAAUCAAAACACGCAGAAGCGGUAUUUUGAUUUCCAAAGAUCCACUUCACCAGAAAUACGUGCCAAUGACGUUCGUCUGCGGCAAAACACCCGAACCAGCGGAUUUAUCCGUGGUCACUCGUAAUGCAUCGACUUCAGACACAUCUGCGCAGCCCCUUCCUAGUGUCAUGAGGUUGUCAAUGGGAUACACGUGGAACGUGGUCGAAGUUGCCGUCGAGACCACAGACCCCUAUAUGCAAGGAUGCGGCGUUACCUACGCGUCCACUGAGUUGUUCAAGCCUGAAACGCCCAAACUCUACAAAGCCCACGGACAACUCAAGUUCGGUUGCAAGAUCGAUCUUCAAGCUGCCAAGGAAGCUGCGUUCUACUGCCCGGCGCCAUACGUCCUGGACCCACCCAAUUGCUUCAGCCAGGUCUACAUGGACGGUGAAGGAAGGAACCUAAGCGACCUCAGCAAAUCAUUGGUAUCCUCACAUUCCAACCACUUCGUCAUCCUGCAGUUCGACGAUUCACUCGUAGGACCCGGGGAGACGUUGCGCCAGGCGCCUCCGUUGGAGUGCCGCUGCGUCACCGUAAAGGGUGUCUUUCUCUCCACCAUCCAGAUUGAGAACUACUACGCCAAGCGAUGA